UUGUGGGAUAUGUGUCAAUGCCACGUCUUGACAAUUCAUCGAAUAUUUUAGUAUUUAUUCGAUUAUGACAAGACAGUUACGAUAAAAAAGUUUAUAUAAGCUUUUGCAAUUGAUUCAAUACCCCAGAAGUGCACAACCCAUAUAUAUCGAACACGUAUUUUUAAGGGUUCAGCUUCAGUAUGAAGGUGAAAGAAAUAGGUCGUACCGCUAAUAUAGCAUGGUCGCCCCAGCCACAACACCCAGUUUAUAUGGUUGCAGGAACAGCUGCCCAGCAACUAGAUGCCACAUUUAGCACCUCUGCAGCCUUGGAACUGUACAGCUUAAACCUUGGAGACCCUUCACUGGACAUGCCCUUGGUGGCAACCGUACCUUCAGAUUGCAGAUUUCACAAAGUUGCUUGGGGAUGUUACGAUGUAACAGAAGACCUUCCCAAUGGUGUGAUAGUUGGAGGUGCAGACAAUGGUGGGCUGAUGGCUUAUGAUGCCUCAAAGUUCAUCAAGGGAGACCAAGACUGCUUAAUGUUCAAAAAAGACAAACACACUGGUGCAGUGAAGGCACUGGAUUUUAACCCAUUUCAGAAUAAUUUAUUAGUGUCAGGUGGAGCCGAGUCAGAGAUUUUCAUCUGGGACAUGAAUAAUCCAGACAGUCCGAUGACUCCAGGUGCAAAAUCACAGCCACCAGAGGAAGUUACGUGUGUAUCGUGGAACAGACAAGUACAACAUAUCCUGGCAUCCACAUUCACUGCUAGAUGUGUUGUCUGGGAUCUACGCAAAAAUGAACCAAUCAUAAAAGUCAGCGAUAGUAUGUCAAGGAUAAAACCAAAGUUAGUGUCUUGGAACCCAGAGGUGGCUACACAGAUGUGUUUAUCAUCAGAGGAUGACCAUGCACCUGUUAUACAGCUGUGGGAUCUAAGAUAUGCCACAUCACCUGUCAAAGUUUUAGAAAACCAUCAAAGAGGUGUAUUGAGUAUGGCAUGGUGUCCCAAGGAUCCAGACCUAUUGCUCAGUUGUGCCAAGGACAACAGGAUCCUAUGCUGGAAUCCCAACAGCUCUGUACAGAAUGGAGAGGUUGUAUAUGAGAUUCCAACCAGUCAUCAAUGGAGUUUUGAUGUACAGUGGUGUCCAAGGAAUCCAAAUGUUAUAUCUAGCUCAUCAUUUGAUGGCAGUAUCACAUGUUACUCUCUGAUGGGAGGUGGACAUCCCAUUCAACAGACAGACAAGGUGACAGAAUCAUUCCAUUCUUCCGAUCCUUUCACACAAGCCAUGCACAGUCAACAGCAACAACAGCAACAAGAACAGAAUGUCAUGCCAUUACAGAAACCACCUAAAUGGUUGAAGAAACCAGUCGGAGCUAACUUUGGUUUUGGUGGUAAACUGGUUUCAUUUGAGAAUGUGAAACCUCAGAAUCCACAGCAGCCUGUGAGUCGACAAGUUACAAUCAGUCAGGUUCUCACGGAAACAGAUCUGGUAACUGGGUCAUUGCAGUUAGAACAAGCAUUAAACAAUAAUCAGCAUGUAGAAUUCUGUGCUAUGAAAGCAGCAAACUCUGGUGAUAGUAUGCAAGAAAGUAUAUGGAACUUUUUAAUGGUGAAUUUUGAGAAGGAGCCAAGGGAGCGAUACAUUCAGAUGCUUGGAUAUGAUAAGACAGAACUGGCCACAAAGGUAUCUCAGCACACUAAGUCUGAGGGAUUGAAUGAAUCUGUGGGACCUGGAGUAGAUGCCAAUGAACUUGUACAGAAAAUGAACCAGCUUGGAACUGGGGAACCAGGUUUACAAGGUCUGUCAAGUAGUGGAAGGGCCUCACCAAAUGUGGAUUCUAAGACACCUGGGAGCAGAGAUGAACUACAUUUCUCAGAUGGAGGAUCUUCAGCAUUUGAUGAGAUAGGUCAGUCUGGUACUCAAGCUUCCAAGAAAUCUGAAACUCCACUAAGUCUCUCAGCAUCUGAUGAUGCAGAUGGUUUGUUAUGUCAAGCAUUACUGACUGGGAAUUUUGAAGCAGCUGUAGAUAUGUGUCUGUGUGAGAACAAAAUGGCCGAGGCAAUACUGCUGGCUAUAGCGGGAGGACCAGAACUUCUCAGUCGAACACAGCAGAGAUACUUCCAGAAAAAUGGCACAAAUUUAGGCAGGUUGGUAUCUGCAAUCGUAACACAUGAUUGGAGGCAGGUAGUGAACAGCUGUGAAUUGGACAACUGGAAGGAAGCUUUAGCUGUUAUACUCACAUACUCUCCAGCUGAUGAAUUCUCUACUCUCUGUGAUACUUUGGCAGCAAGGUUAGAAAAUGAAGGAAAUGGAGAACUAUCUCCCUAUGCUGGUCUGUGUUAUAUAUGCUCCGGGAAUGUUGAGAAAAUGGUGGAAAAUUGGUUCAAUACGACACAGAGCAGUAACUCACCAAUGGCCUUACAGGAUCUGGUAGAGAAAGUGAUGUUGUUACGUAAAGCAGUUGAGACAUCUAGAGGUCAAGCUCCAGAAAUCACUACUGGUAUCGUAGCUGAUAAAUUGAGUGAAUAUGCUGGUAUUCUGUCUUCACAGGGAUGUUUAGAUACCGCACUGAGAUAUCUUGGUGAAAGUUCAGAGCAUAGCCUAGCAGUAUUGAGGGACAGACUGUAUCAAGCCCUGAGUGUUGUACCCCAAGGAAUGUCAGCCCCACAGUGCCCCUGGCAGAAAGUGAAUGUGGCAGUCCAGCAGCCGGCACCUAGACAACAACAGCCUACUACAUACCAGGCAACAGCUAAUUCUACAUUCAAUACAACUACAACAGGGACAUACACUAGUCAUGGUCAGUAUUCAAACCAGUAUCCAGUCAUGAAUGGUCCCACAGUACCUACAUACAGUGUAAACAAUCCUUUAACUGGACCAACUGGACCCUCGUACAGUAACCCAGCUGGUGCUUCGUCAGUUCCAACAUACGGUGGUCAAGUCACAUCGGGUGCACCCUCAUCACCUACCAACAAAGGGCCGCUUGCUCAUAAGUAUCCCAAUGCAACAACAGGAGGGUAUGGUGGAGCGGCCUCUUCUGGGUAUGGAGUCAACACUUACAAUCCAAUGGAUUAUAACACACAGCCAGUUCAGCCAGCAUACAAUUAUGGAGGACAGUAUCCAACACCAACUGUAUCCCAGCCAUCCGGGGCACCCAGUAACAUGUAUACCAGUGCUACACCAGGAUAUGGUCAGCCUCCUUCAGGUGGUGGUACCCAUCCAAACUUCCACUCGUUCCAAGAUUCCAAACCAGACAAAGCAUGGAAUGAUCCUCCUAUGGUAAUGAAAAAAGACAAGCCAAAGCCCCAGCCAAGUGAUCCUGCCCCAAUCACAAACCCUAUAUAUGGUAGUCAACCCCAGGUACCAGACCAGAGCCAGCCAGGAAGCCAAAUGAACUAUGGAAAUUUCUACAAUCCACAGGAAUACAAGCCAGAACCUCAGAAAUUCUCAACAACACCACAACCUACGUACACUAACGGCCAUGUUGCACCAAAGCCGGCUGCCCCAGAGCCUGUGAAGGAAGUUCCAAAGGCACCUAUUCCAGAAGAACAUAAAGUUUUACAAGAUAUAUUCAAUAAUUUGGUGCAUAAUUGUCAAACAAGAGCAAAUAAUGCUCAAAUGAAGAGAAAACUUGAUGAUGUAAUGAAAAAGCUAGAAAUUCUUUAUGACAUGCUUAGAGAAGGCACAUUAUCGCCUGCAGUUAUUCAAGGUUUACACCAGAUUGUUCAAACUGUACAACAGUAUGAUUAUAACACAGGACUUGCAAUUUAUACACAAAUGGUCAGUCAGGGAAAUUUCUCAGAAAUCAGCAGUUUCAUGCCAGGACUAAAAAUGUUGAUACAGUCGGCAUCACAUCUUCAAGUCUAUGUACAAUGAUAGUGCUCUGUGUUAGGAAAAACUUUCAAAUUUAUGACGGUGUGUGAGGUCUUCAAAUCUGUGUUUGCAAUCAUUAAUCUCUGAGCUAGAUAAUUAUUCAAAGUUACAGCUUCAUGACAAUGCAGUGUAUAUACUGUUAAUAAAUUAUAUAAAGUACACGGUGUACAUAAUGAUUGUGAUCUUGGCUAGGUAACUAUUCAUGACAAUGUAUCGUCUACAAAUCUGUUGAUAUAGUUGAUGACUGCACUUCAUGCCAGAAAACUGUUGAAAUUAUAAGAUAUUUAUUACAAUGCAAUUGGUGUAUAUGAUAAGAAUUAGAGGAAGAAAUUACCUUUUAACAGUUAUUUUCUGUUAUUUGGUACAUCUUUGCUAUUUCGUUAUAGUACAUUUUGCAACAGUCUUCAAGUGGCUUAACUUCUUAAACAUAAAAUCUGUGUUAAUUGUAAAACAAAGAAGCAGUUGCAAUUGUUUCAUGCUGAAGUUGUGAUAUGUAUUUUAGUAAAUUAGAAUGUUUUAUGAAGGCAAAUUCAUAUUAUUUCCGUGUCAUAAUUGUACUGUAGACUGAACGGAUAGUGCUAGUCAUGUGUUUGUUAUGCAUGUUUUCUGUCUGCAGAAAGAAACAACAAACAUUCAUAUUUUGACAAUGACUAAUGAACCUGUUGUGUUCAUAAAAUUGUUUAAUAGAAGUUUUAUUCAAGUAUUAAAUCACCUGUUUAGGAGAUCAUUUUAACAUGUAUGCUGUUUAUAAAAUGCCUUUUCAAAGCAUGCUAUUUUUAUAUGCUCAUGUUGUUCUGUAUAUAUAUGCUCAUUCUAGAUAUAAUAAAGGAAUAUGAGAGAAUUUGUUUUGUGUAAUUAAUAAGGUUUUACACAUUUUGUGUUACUGUUGAUCCGAUGUUUUGUAAAAUGUGCAUCUUGAAUUCAAGGCAACCAAACGUAUAAAUGUUAAGAAAUAAUUUUUUUUAAGUCUUAAGUUAAAAUAUAAAUUUAUGGCAUCUAAUUGAUAGAGAGGGUAAUCUUAUUACAAAUGCUUAUGUGUAUACUAUGCAGCCUGCAAGAAUGAGCCUGCUGGAAACUGUGGACAAAAUUAAGGACUACAUAUAAAUCGACACAUUUUAAACUUUACAUUUUAGUCUUUUACUAGUACAUUUUGAAUUUGUACAGCUAAGUUAUGUUUAGAGUUGCAACGUUUUGAAUAUUUGCACCUCAGACAUAUACUGAAAUAAAAAGUGAUGUUCUACACUUAUUUGUACAAGUAUGAAAUUGCACCUCUUGAUUUCUUUUUCAAAGACAUUUACAUUGCUGUUGAUGAUUCGCAUCUUUGUAUCAUGAAAUUGUGUGUUUUUGACUUUAAAAUCUACAUUUUACUCUUGUUUUGAGUACAGCCAAAAUUUCACAUACUGUAGCAGAAAGAUGAUGAUUUAUGAAUAUGUAAUUUCUGUUAUAUCUUAACCAGGGGUAAAUUGGAAUAGGGAAUCUUAUUUAUUUUUGGACAAUUCUCACUGACCGAUAUGUGUUGGAAAGUUGUCAUUUGCACACGGAAUUGUAAAUUACCUUUUUGAUUUAAUAUUUUAUUUUGUGUGAUAAUACUUUUGCAUAAUUUCUGUCACCAAAAAAUCAAAAUAGAUAGAGAUUAUAGUAGCAAAAACUUAGUAAAUUAUUUACUCAGCGAUAAUUAACAGUAUUUAUGUGAAGACUGUGUGUUAGUUGUUUCUUUUACUUUGCAUUGAAAGAUUUUGUUAUUGAUUUUAUCAUUUAUAAAGUUGUAGUAGAUAUAAAUGAAGUAGAAUUGACAGUUAUAUAAAAGUAACCAUAAUCCAGACUCCUGUCUAACAGAGGUCUAACACUGUUAGAAUUUUAGUUGGAGGAGUUUGGGUUCAAACUCGUGACUCUUAAGAUAGUCAGUUGUCUUGAGCCUCAGAUUGACUGGACACAUUUAACUGGCUGCACUUGCACUGAAAACUUUCUGACUAAAAUAGAUUUCCCAAUUUAAAAUAGGCAUAACCUAGAGGCAAUCUGUGUUCAAAGAUAUAAGAAGAAGCAACUGCUGUAGACUCUGCCAACAAGGACAGAGCUGUUCUUGAAAUAAAACUACAUAGUAAUGCAUACAAGAAAAACAGCUUGUAUAAUUAGUUUACUAUUAGGACUUUGAUAAGAUAGAACACAUUUACAAUUUGUUCGAUGUAUUCAACCAUUAUCCACAUAAUACCAUGAAUUAUUUUUAAUUAAUAGCUAGUCAGUUUUAAAGGUACUAUAGAUUUGUUAACAUAACAUUUAAUGUAAUUGAACAUGUUUUCUGUAAAUAUAAAUUAUCUUAUUUCAUAAAUGAAUUCUCACAGAAUGACAGAUAGAAUAAAAUGUCAUAUAGAUGUUAAUACUAUUACUUAUUGGACUGAUACUUCUUGAUUAAUGAUAACUAUGUGAAAAAAUAAUAAAACAUUACGAACCAA
Molecule: messenger RNA, 6298 nt
Organism: Mercenaria mercenaria
Lineage: Eukaryota; Metazoa; Mollusca; Bivalvia; Venerida; Veneridae
Product: protein transport protein Sec31A-like
Exons: 28
Coding region: 180-3851 (1223 amino acids)
Biological process (GO): endoplasmic reticulum organization; endoplasmic reticulum to Golgi vesicle-mediated transport; intracellular protein transport
Cellular component (GO): COPII vesicle coat; endoplasmic reticulum exit site
Molecular function (GO): protein binding; structural molecule activity
Source: RefSeq, a predicted model, not a curated record